Messenger RNA from Microsporum canis CBS 113480, 3411 nucleotides. RefSeq names its product rho-GTPase-activating protein. Gene Ontology annotation, cellular component: cytoplasm. The coding region runs from base 1 to 3411 and encodes 1136 amino acids. The record is from RefSeq and is a predicted model, not a curated record. The transcript has 7 exons. NCBI's taxonomy places the organism in Eukaryota, Fungi, Ascomycota, Eurotiomycetes, Onygenales, Arthrodermataceae. Gene Ontology annotation, biological process: signal transduction; actin cytoskeleton organization.
AUGGCGUCUGCCGGUGGCCGUCAUAUCCCAGCCAACCUGCUCCCGGGAAAUCGAGGUGAAGAUGGCGGUUUACAGACCACGAACACAAGUGGAUUCCAAAGCCAGUCCCCCAUAGACAGCCCAGAUGCAAGCAGAGGUGCCCCUUGGUCUGAUAUACCUCCAUCUGCUCCUAGCGAGUCCACUGUCAACCCAGAGGAACGAUCUUCCAGACAGCCUGAUUCCUACCGAAGCCCGGGUAGAAACAAGUCGCGCGAUCGACAUGGCAAUUCAAAUGGACCUUCAACUAGCAAGUCUCCCAGUGGUAAUACCAGAAUCUGCAGAGUCUGUGGAGAAGCUCUGCUCGGACAGUUUGUCCGUGCUUUGGGAGGUACAUUUCAUCUGGAAUGUUUCCAGUGUAAAGACUGCGGAGAGAUUGUCGCCUCAAAGUUCUUCCCUGUCGACUCCGAAGACGGCACUUCCCAACAUCCCCUUUGUGAACGAGAUUAUUUCCGACGACUGAACUUGCUGUGCUUCGAGUGCGGCGGCGCCCUAAGAGGAUCUUACAUCACUGCCUUGGAUCAUAAAUAUCACAUUGAACAUUUCACUUGCUCAGUCUGCCCUACUGUCUUCGGAGCCCAGGACAGCUACUACGAACACGAAGGCAAGGUAUACUGCCACUACCACUACUCGACGCAGUUCGCUCAACGCUGUAACGGCUGUCAAACUGCAAUCCUAAAACAGUUUGUCGAGAUAUUUCGAAACGGCCAGAACCAGCAUUGGCAUCCUGAAUGUUACAUGAUCCAUAAAUUUUGGAACGUGCGCUUAUCCCCAAGUGGGAAACCGUUUGAACCUCCAGAGAUAGACAGGGAUGUCACUACCGAAGAACGAGAGCAGAUUCGAGAUGAUGAAGAGAAGAUGGAAGAAAAAGUCUACCGCAUUUGGAGCGUACUUUCUGCGUUUGAAGAAUCGUCUGCGGCUUGCAUUUCUGAUAUGCUACUACAUGUUAGCAAUGGUGCAUAUGUCGAUGGUGUAGUUGUUGCGAAAAAGUUCAUUUUCCACAUCGAGGUCUUGUUCAAGGGUACAGACCAACUUGCGGCUCAGAUUUCAUUGCUUGGCAUAAAAGAAAUAGCAUAUGGCAGAGAGGCGAAGCUUCUUUGUAAGAAGGUUGUCUCCUUCUUUUCUUUACUUUCAAAGACUCAGGAGACUGGCGUUCGGAAACUUGGUGUUACACAAGAACUCCUUGCUCUUGUCACAGGGCUUGCGCAUUACUUGAAACUUCUCAUCCGCAUCGGUCUACAGGGCUCUCUUCGACUAGAGCGUGAGACAAAGUCUCCAGAGGCACUAUACAAUUUCCUAGAUCUGACUGCGGAUCUUGAAGAAGUGAACAACAUUACAGCCAGUGAUCUAAACGCUGAUACCUCCCAGCUGGCCAAUUCCCAGUCUGAUUGCUGUGCCGCUUGCACAGAGCCAAUUGAUGAUGAAUGCAUUGUUUUGGGCCGGAGACUGUGGCAUAAAAAGCCCCCCCACCUUGUCUGUGGUGCUUGUCAAGAUGAUUUGACCCAUAGUCUUGAGCGUGCAAGAUGGAGCGAGAAGAAUGAUCGACCAUUCUGUCAAAACUGCGCAGUGCAGAGGGGCCAUGACCCUCAGGCUGUUGCUGGAUUCGAAAAUGUUACGAAGCUCCAACAAUAUGUCUUCCUCCUUCGAGUGGCCCUUGCAAGGCUCCUUUCCGUCUUGCGAUCUGGCGGUACACUCCCACAUACAUCUGAUGACCCUAAUCUGAAGCAAUAUGAGGCAAAUGAUGGCCACCGCAUUCCUCCACAAGCUGACCCGCAUCUCCCGCCUCAGCGUUCAAAUACCCGCUCAAUGUCAUAUACUGGCGAGCCGAACUCAGAGCCCACUCCAUCUUCCCUAGAGCAGACAGUUGGCGAAAUGCGAAGACUCCGGUCCACUAGGAAUGAACGGGCCAUAUCCACUACAUUCAAGAAGGCCCGAACUUCUCGCAUAAUAUCUGGCCCCGAAAGCAGCAGCGUCCAACCAGGUGCUCCUGGUGGAGCUAACAGCUCCCAAAACCAAAAUUUCCAGAUUGUUGAAGAACGGGAUGCUGAUGGCGAGCCAGUUGCCGACCUUACCUUCGGAAACCAAGAUGCCCUCACAUUGGAUGAUAUCCCGAGAAUUGUUGCCGCUGAGCAGGCCAAAGAGCAGCGUCCUAAUGCCUACAAACAUGCUGGCCAGAAUCUCAUUGGCAGCGGCGGCCCUGCUGCAAAGCUUGUCAAUGGUCACCAGCGAGGAGUAUCUGUUGACCAACGAGGAGCCAUGGAACGGCCUAGGGCAAAGAAAUAUUUUUCGGAACUAUCUGCUUUGGAGUAUUUCAUCGUUCGACACGUUGCCGUACUUUCCAUGGAGCCUUUACUGGAAGGUAGUUUCAAUCUAGAGGAACUCUUGGGCCUCAUCGAGCCUCGCAAGCCAACUAUUUGGAAUAUAUUUAACCGCGCCUUCAAAAAUGAUCCUCGAAAAGUCGGCAAAAAGAAGGGAGUUUUCGGUGUAGCCUUGGAGGUAAUCGUCGAAAGAGACGGCACUGAAUCGACUCAUGGUGUUGGACCAGGUACACUGCGAAUACCCACUUUCAUUGAUGAUGCUAUAUCUGCCAUGCGACAGAUGGACAUGUCUGUCGAAGGUGUCUUCCGGAAGAACGGAAAUAUCAAACGUCUCAGAGAAACCGCUGAGCUUAUUGACACUAAAUAUGAGGCAGCUGAGCUGGAUAAGGAGUCUGCGGUUCAAGUUGCAGCUUUGAUGAAGAAGUUCCUUCGAGAGAUGCCUGAUCCUCUUCUUACGUUUAAGCUACACAGCUUAUUUGUUAUUGCGCAAAAAAUCGCUGAUCCGGUGAAACGAAAGCGGGUUCUACAUCUCACUUGCUGCUUGCUUCCAAAGUCACACCGAGACACGAUGGAAGUACUAUUUUCAUUCCUUAACUGGGCCUCUUCAUUUUGCCAUGUUGAUGAUGAGACCGGUAGUAAGAUGGAUAUUCACAAUCUUGCUACCGUUAUGACUCCUAAUAUCCUCUACUCUAAUACAAAGGUUGCUGGCGUUGAUGACAGCUUCUUGGCUAUCGAGGCAGUUACAUCCUUGAUUGAAAAUAAUGAUACCAUGUGUGAGGUGCCAGAAGAUCUUCUAUCCAUUCUAACUGAUUCGACCCUUUUCAACGGCAGCGCUGAAAUCACUACCAAAGAAAUCCUGAAGCGUUAUGGGGCCUUGGGCAAACUCCCCGUGCCCCAGAGGGCCCCGACUGUCGCGGAAACCAUUCCUGUGCGUUCUGGCUCUUCGAAAGGAAAUAAUUCUCCCAUUGCCGCUCGUAUUGACACCGAUCCAUCACAAGCUACAGCCUGGCAGAUGCAGAGUUCUCAUACCGAGGCCGCCCUCCUGCUAUUUAAGUGA